AUUUACAUCAGAGACACAGAGACUUCACAUUCGACAUGAGCUCACCCUCCUACAUCCUCCCAGACAGCCCGCCUUCGCAGCAGGUGCUGAACUACUGGCAGCGCAGAGCCGCCGAGAGCUGCGGCAGCUCUUCAGCUGCGGGCGUCUCAGCUCCUGCCUCCACUGGACCACACCGUUCAACAUCACCAGGGGGUGAGACGGUGAUUGGAGACAGCCCUGUGCAACGCCUGCGUCCGCCAGCUACCUGGGCUCCGCGGCGAGCUGUCCUGACAACGCUGUCCAACAAUAUCAGGGAGAGACAGGCCAAAAGGAAGCUCGAGUUUGAGGAGGGCGAAGCGAGCACCGAAGAGGAUAGUCUGCUCCCUCAAUCAAAGAAACGUAUGCUGGAACAGGAGGACUCCUCCCUCGUCCCUCUGAUAAAGGAGGCAGAAAUGGGCUUUGUUGAUUUGAUCAACAAACCGGUGAGCAAGCCGUGGGUCCCAUUGAGAGAGUUGGAGGAGGACCAUCCCUACCGAAUCGUCAGUGUGAGGGAACACACCAAUCAGCACGGACGCAGGAUAAUAUUGAAAAUCAUCAAUGCAGGAAGCAAAUGUGAGGUAUAUCUGCCUCAAAGAUUUGCUUCCUGCAUUGAUGCAGCGAAAAUUCGCGAAUUUAAUCUUACUUGCAAAAAUUAUGUUUUGGUAGUUACGCAUAAGUGUCCAAAUUGGACAGAUAUAAAAAUUGUUAAAGCAUAACAAUUUUUAUAUCUGUAUACAAUUUGGACACUUGUGUGUAACAAAUUGUAUAUAUGUAUGUAUGCGAGUAGUUUAAUAAAAUAAGUGUACAUUUGAUAAAAAAUUGUUUUCAAUUCUUACCUGUUGUUGUUGACGAUCUUGAUAAGUUUGUAAUGAAUAUCACACAGAAGAAAUGGUUCAGCUGCUCUGUUGUGAAUGAUAAUUUAAAUAAGGUGGACAGGUCUUUUAUAGUUUGUUGUGAGCAUGCUCAGUAGAGUUAGCGCUAGAGGCAGACAGCUGUGCAGGCAAGCGCUGCCAGCUUCUCGCGCCCCUCCUUCUUGUGCUCCCACAGAUGUGGGUGGCCCGUCAUCAUUUCUUCCCUUUUCAAAUCACAUUCACCUUUUCAGAUUUGAAAUAAUAUUCUUAUCAUUCAAGCAAUGUAUCACUUCAAUCUGAGAGUAUAGCAUUAGAUGUAGAAAUAUGAAUUCACUUC
Messenger RNA from Nilaparvata lugens (brown planthopper), 1206 nucleotides. RefSeq lists its product as uncharacterized. Bases 36 to 734 code for a protein of 232 amino acids. The transcript has 2 exons. The record is from RefSeq and is a predicted model, not a curated record. Lineage: Eukaryota; Metazoa; Arthropoda; Insecta; Hemiptera; Delphacidae.